Sinocyclocheilus rhinocerous is the source of this 836-nucleotide messenger RNA. It is a transcript of the gene rpl6, whose product is annotated as ribosomal protein L6. Gene Ontology annotation, biological process: ribosomal large subunit assembly; cytoplasmic translation. Gene Ontology annotation, molecular function: structural constituent of ribosome; RNA binding. Gene Ontology annotation, cellular component: ribosome; cytosolic large ribosomal subunit. Lineage: Eukaryota; Metazoa; Chordata; Actinopteri; Cypriniformes; Cyprinidae. The transcript has 7 exons. Bases 16 to 810 code for a protein of 264 amino acids. The record is from RefSeq and is a predicted model, not a curated record.
CUGGAUCAUAUAUGAAUGUUUCAAGAUACCUAUAGCAUGGCUGAGGGCGAUAAGAAGAAGGCCCAUAAGCAUGGCAGCCGUAACCCUGUCCUGGUCCGGGGCAUCGGCCGCUAUUCCCGCUCGGCCAUGUAUGCUCGCCGGGCCAUGUACAAGAGGAAGACUAAAGCUCCCGUGACGAAGGUUGAAAAGAAAAUUAAGGAAAAGGCUCCCUCCACAGCCACCAAAACUGUCGGCGGAGACAAAAAUGGAGGCACUCGUGUGGUCAAACUGCGCAAACUGCCCCGUUACUACCCCACAGAGGACGUGUCCCGUAAGCUGCGGAGUCACGGCGUCAAGCCCUUCUCUCAGCACCGCAGGAAACUGCGCAAGUCCAUCAGCCCCGGGACCGUCCUGAUCCUGAGUGGGGUAGAUAUGUGGGGGCGUCGCGUGGUCUUCCUCAAGCAGCUGGGCACCGGUCUUCUCCUCGUCACUGGUCCUCUGGCUCUGAACCGAGUGCCUCUGCGGAGAGCUCACCAGAAGUUCUGCAUCGCCACAACCACCAAAGUGGACAUCUCUGGCAUGAAGAUCCCCAAAACGCUGACUGACACCUACUUCAAGAAGAAGAAGCUGAGGAGACCCAAGCACCAGGAGGGAGAGAUAUUUGACACAGAGAAGGAGAAGUACCAGUUGACAGAGCAGCGUAAGACUGACCAGAAAGCGGUGGAUUCUCAGCUGCUUCCUCUGAUCAAGAAGGUUCCUCUGCUCAAAGGAUACCUGCGCUCCACGUUCUGCCUGUCUAAUGGAGUCUAUCCACACAAACUGGUUUUCUAAAAUGCUAAUAAAAUCUGUCAACCCAA